GGCGCCGCCAGGCGGAACCCUGCCUUUGCCGCCUGUGCUGAGGAAGCCGUCCGAUAGGAGGAGAACCGCAGGCUGAUGACAUGAGGGCGCCGUCUCCCGAGUGAUGGCAGCGCGCGCUGCCUCGCCGCCUCCGCCGCUCAGCCCCGGACUCCUUACGUCAGGGUAGCUGGGUCCCCCCUCCGCGCGGGAGCCAGCGAGCAGCAGGGAGAGCAGAGCAGAGCGCGCUGCAGAGCCAGGCGCCCUCACUGCACGCCGAGCCCGGCUGAGCCCUGCCGAGCCUCUCCGAGCCCAGCGGACAGAAGGAGAGCGCCGCGGAGCUCGAGCCCGACGCCACACCGCACCCGGCCCUCUCUGGCCGCAGCCACCCGGACCCGUGGGGCGCCAGGUUCAGCCUGCGCGCCCUCCGCCAUGAGCGCCGGGCUCCGCGGCUUUCCCAAGCAGCCCCAGCACGGCGGGCACCAGAGCCCGGGCCGGGGCGCCUCUCACUGAAGUAGUUGGGCGACCUGAGCAGAGGGUCGCCACGUCGGGGGCGCGGCCAGGACCCGCGGAAUCGGCCCCCGAGCGCUGGGAGCGGGGUCGCCCGCGCCGCCCCAACAUUACCUCCCCCGGAGGCAAGGAGGAGCUGGUGGCGGUCGCCUCCCGGCUGUGGCAGCGGCGGCGGCGAGCUUGCCUGGCGGCCGUCGGCGUGCUCCUGGCCAUGGUGCUCGGGCUGCUCAUCGCCGUGCCGCUGCUGCUGCAGGCGGCGCCCCCCGGCGCGGCGCACUAUGAGAUGAUGGGCACCUGCCGCAUGAUCUGCGACCCGUACACCGCCGCAUCCGGCGGGGGGCCCGCGGGCGCCAAGCCACAGCCGCCAGGACCCAGCACCGCAGCCCUGGAAGUCAUGCAGGACCUCAGCGCCAAUCCUCCGCCCCCCUUCAUCCAGGGACCCAAGGGCGAUCCAGGGCGACCCGGCAAGCCGGGACCGCGGGGUCCCCCUGGAGAACCGGGCCCCCCUGGACCCAGGGGUCCCCCGGGGGAGAAGGGCGACUUGGGGCGGCCGGGGCUGCCAGGGCUGCAGCUGACGGCGGGCGCGGCGGGAGGCGUCGGGGUGGCGGGCGGCGGAGCCCCGGGCGGCGGCGACUCGGAGAGCGAGGUGACUAGCGCACUGAGCGCCGCCUUCAGCGGCCCCAAGAUCGCCUUCUACGUCGGUCUCAAGAGCCCCCACGAAGGCUACGAGGUGCUCAAGUUCGACGACGUGGUCACCAAUCUCGGCAAUCACUACGACCCCACCACCGGCAAGUUCAGCUGCCAGGUGCGCGGCAUCUACUUCUUCACCUAUCACAUCCUCAUGCGCGGCGGCGACGGCACCAGCAUGUGGGCGGAUCUCUGCAAGAACGGCCAGGUACGGGCCAGCGCCAUCGCGCAGGACGCAGACCAGAACUACGACUACGCCAGCAAUAGCGUAGUGCUGCACCUUGACUCGGGAGACGAGGUGUACGUGAAGCUGGACGGCGGGAAGGCGCACGGAGGCAACAACAAUAAGUACAGCACGUUCUCGGGCUUUCUCCUGUACCCGGACUAGAGGCGCGGGGAGCGCAAAGAGGGUGGCUCCAGGCCGCCCAUCCCCGCUGGGGCGCUCGGCUUCCUGCCGAGGGCUACUCUCGCUUCAUGACACUUCCUGACAUCUCAGUUGGAAAAGACAGACACUUCCCUACUCUCCUCCCUGCCCCGCCCCGGACUCCUCGUGUCUGCGACUCACGGCUUACUGCUCUCUGAGCUGUGCCCCCCACCCCGUCCGGUCCCCAACCCGGGGAGAGGGACAGCGGACGCCCAAAUGGAGAGCUGAGCGUGGGAGAGCUGAGCGUGAACCUAAGCCCCUGGGGUGGGGACACAGACUCCGCAAACAUGAUUGGACUGGACAAGGGGGGGGAGGGGGGCGCCUACCCUCUUCAGGUCCUCUUCCGGCCUGAGGCCUAGGGCUCUGUGCCCUGGCAAGGGAGGUAGGCCAAAGCCAGCACGGCCUCCCUGGGGGCGUCCUUCCUUGUGACCCGAAAUACUUGUGCGAAUUUCCCUGUCCAUCUGCCAAAAACCCACCCGCAGCAGAAUCCCAGCAAAGGAAAAUUCACUUCUCCACAUUGCACUCCCAGCUCAGCCUCACCGCGCUGCAUUAAACGAUGUUUUUAGACCUGGGCUCUGAAGUCUCUGUCAUCGUGGCCCUUGGAGCAGACAACAGAUGCCCACCUUGACAAAAAGACCCCAACUGGGUCUAGAAUAGCCCCAUCUAUGCCCCGACUGGCCAGCCACUGGCUUGUCACUGCCUACCUGCGGUGGGUGAAGAGAGAGAGAUGGGAAUACACCACCCACCCUUUAGGGAAGAUUCUCCCCUGGGCUGCAGCCCUGAGCUAGAUGGUACUAUGGAGGGUCAUGGGGGGGGGGGCGGAGUUAGAGCAUGACAGGAGAGAAAUGGUCCGGUCUCCAUCUUCUGGCAACUUAUGCAACUUUGUGCUGGCCUCUUUGGGAAGCCGGCAGGGGUAGGAAUUCCUGGGGAAGGAAGGGAGAGGAGCAGUUCUGCAAAAUGGGAGGCUGAGGAAUGGGAGAGCCCUCUAGCAGGUGUUUGGCUCUCAACAGGAUGUGCAGAAAUCCUGUGAACACAUUCACUGAGGCACAGAGCUCAUUCAGCACAGGUCCACUCCCUCCUGCUCCAGCUGAGUGCACAUCCCUCAAAAGAGGCAAGCCUGUAGGGCAGCCAGCUCUCUUGUUCCACCUCGAAUUGGGUGAUGAGAUAGACACCAUCCCUCAGGGAAGGACACCCUCCUCUGGGGUCUCUCCUUCCCCUUCCAGGGGGUGUAGGGUCCUGCUCUGAACCUGAAUAUGCUUGUCUGGGCUCCUCCCUUCACUUCCCUUUGGUAUCCAGCACACACAAGUUAGCAAAACACCCCACAUGGUUCUGAUUUUCUUCUUUUCACACUUUUUGGUUGUUGUUAGGUCAUAGAGUUCCCACAACAAAAAUAACCAGUUAGCAGCCUGUUAGCGCUUACUGAGCUCAUUUGACUGGCCAGUUGUUCGAAAGGAAACGUGUGCCAGUGUGUGUACACAGAGGCAACCCCACGGUGUGCACGCAGAGUGUGCAGAUCUGUACAAAGCUGGAUACGUGUGUAUACACACCCAGGUGGCUCAUGUUACACACACGUGCAUACACAUGUAUGCGUCGGUCCGUGUUGGUUUUGUAUGUGACAGCGCUCCAGUCUACACGUCUGCCCCCAAAUCACAUACUGCUUGACUUUGGUCCCUAACCCACCAGAGGAUGGAAAAGCUGUGCUUCCAUUUACAAGACAAUUACACCCCCUGCUUGGAGUCCUGUCGCUACUCCUCUUUAUGGUCCAAUUUUAUUUGAAUAAUGUUUUGUUGUCAUUCACUUGAAUAUGAGCAAUGAUUGCCUCUGCUUUGAGUCCAGGGGUAAAAUGUGCAAAGAGAGCUGGGGGGGAAAAAUAUAUAUAUAUAUAUACACAUAUGCACACACACAACCUUCCUCCCAGUUCCAGAUCCAAACAGAACCCCAAUACCCUACUCCAUCCUCCACAGUGAUUGUUGAUUCCAAACCCAGGUGGGCCCAGAAAUGCGGGUGAUCAGAGUAGGGGCCCAUCUACACUUGCACACACGUAUCACUUUCUGAUGCCUGUUGAUUGUAUCAUCCAGAAAUUCGAUUAAAACCAAAUAUCUAAGGCCUAAAUGAAGUCUAAUUGCUAUGGCUCUGCAAUCCCCAGCAGGCCCCUAAUCCUUUUUGACUUAUUCCUCCCCUUCCUCCGAUGAGAUGGAGCUUAGACAGAAAGCCCUAGGUUUAAAUUUCAAAAAUUAAAAUUGACAUGCAGUGGUGGGUUUCUCCAGGAGUGGGAGGAAUGUCUAAGGAGGUGCCCAAGCCCAGCUUUAUCCUCUGCAUUAAGAAACAAUUUGUACUUCUAACAAAGCCCCGGCCACUCCCCUUCGGCAGAAGGGCAGUAGAGACAACUUGCAGGGGCCUGGCUGCUCACAAUACUUAGACAAAUUUGAAUCUGAGAUUCCCCCGUCUGUAUUCCCCGGUGCAGCUGGGAUUCUUGCAAUUCUAAUGCCGGGGCUGCCAGGAGGUACUGCCAGAGGUGUCAGCAGCUAAGAGGAUGAUGGAUGGGUGAGGUGAUCGUGGGAGGCUGGCCGAUGGCAGGAACUCACCAGCUCAGGAGCAACCUCUCUCUGUGUCUGCACACUUCCCGUGUCCCAGGGAGGCCCGCGCCCCUCACUGAAGUUCAUAUUCUAGUUAUCUUUCUGGAGGACUCCCUGACAAGGGUGGGGAGGCCAGCUUCCCCCCAUUACUGCCUUUGUGGUGUUGGUGCCCUGAGUCUAGAGGUGGGUAGGGAAUGCAAGAGGCCCUUUGCCCCAGACAUUUCCCAUUCUUGUCUCUGGUUGAGUAGGGAAUCACCACCAAUUGUAAUUAUAAAGCCCUGUUUUAAUUUCCUCAUUGCUUUGGGUGCAUUUUCUAAUUGUAUUCCUAGGUUGGGAUGGUCAUAGUGAUGUCUUCCAGAACUUGGAAUAAGCAUUAUUAUUAUGUCCAUGUGAGUGGUGGGGAAAUUGGAGCUCAGAGGGGUUAAGUGACCUGCCCAAGUUCACAAAGCUUACAAGAGGCUCAGGUGGGACUUGAACUCAGGUCUCCAGGCUACGCCGACACAGCCUGGCUCUGCUGGAAAGAAUCCCAGGGUUCUCAGCCUUUGAACCAGGGGAGGAGGACAAAUGGGUGGGGCACACUUCCUAUUUCCUCCUCUGAUGCAGAAAGUCUCAGCCUCCUCUGAAGGCCAGGCAGGAAGUGCUAGCUCUACUCCUUUGGCCUGGACUGCUCCGGGGUCCUCAGAGUGCACCCCUUAUAGAGGCUCCAACUCCUGAGGAAUAUGGCUGAAUAUUUUAGCCAUGAAGCCUAUACUGACGGCCCAGCAGGACCCUUAGAUCACAAACUCUAAAUGAUCCAUUUGGAUCUGCCUGUCUGCAUCAGCAAGCCACCCCUCCUUCGCCCCCACAACCCUUCUCCUUAGGGCCCACUGACCACCUUCUCCUAUAACAGCUCCCCUUCUCCCUCUUGGCAGUGGGGAGGGGGCAUCCCCUUCAAGCUUUGGUUGCGUGGGAGUACUGGUCCACCUGCGUGGGGAAAUAGCCCUUUUCUCAUUCCUAGGCUUGGGCAUCUCUGUGACUCCCUAAUUUUCAGGACUGUCUGAGUGUAUGCCAGGAGUGCUGGAGACACACACUUGGCCCUGCAGUUCGGAUGGACGUCGUGCUUCCUGUGACAUUCCUCUCCCAGCCUGUGAGCAGACAGCUCUUGUGGAAGGCCAAGACAAAGUUGCAGGCUCACCUCUCCACCCGGCUCUAACGACACCACAUUGCAGAGACCAGUUGCUCCAAGCUUCCAUGAUCAUGAAGCUCUAAUUGGUUAAACAGAAUAUGAGCACUCCUACCCACUAUAUGUAUUUUAUUUAUGAAUCAUUUGUGUAUACUACUGUCAAUCCAAACUUCUAAAUUUUCCAUCUUUUUGUAUUUAUAUUCAUUAAAGCAUCUGCCCAUUCAAGUCAGUGUCUAUA
Molecule: messenger RNA, 5573 nt
Organism: Loxodonta africana (African savanna elephant)
Lineage: Eukaryota; Metazoa; Chordata; Mammalia; Proboscidea; Elephantidae
Gene: C1QL2
Product: complement C1q like 2
Exons: 2
Coding region: 698-1561 (287 amino acids)
Molecular function (GO): protein binding
Source: RefSeq, a predicted model, not a curated record